AUGGCUGGUGCCACGGUGAAGCCUUACUUGAUAAAGGGUGUCAAGUGGCUAAAAUUUCUGUGGCAGAAUGGGCUAAAUGGGAUACUAGAGGAUCCAGUGGAAUUCGGGGCAGUAUUCCAGACACUUUUAUUUCUUGCUCAUCUCAAGGAAAGUGGUUCGCACGGUCCAUACAUGAUAGUUACGGCCGAGCCCUCGAGUCAUAUCUCAUACUGGUUGAAAGGGAUAAGAUUGUUCCCCACUAUGAAGAAACUGAUUUAUUUUGGAGAUAAAAACAGUCGGGCAAACUGGAGGAGAGAGUUAGUGUACAAAAUUGUUGGCCCUGAUUUUCCGAUCAUAUUAACUACAUAUCGUACGGCCAUGUUAGACAAAGGAUGGCUGGCUGAUUAUAAGUGGAAAUAUGUUGUUCUGGAUGAGAGUGAUCAAAUGAAGAAGUGGGAAUACGAAAUAUUGGAGAAGUUAAAGCACCGGCCAGUGGAUAAUAAGCUCCUUUUGGUAAGGUCACAUUCUACAAAGAGCCUAGCAGAUCUGCGGUCGCUAUUGAAGUUUGCGUUGCCUCCUGUGCUCUCAUGUCUUGAGGAAUUUGAUUCAUGGUUUAAAUUUUCUGGCAAAGAAGGCGAGGAACAACAAACUGAAGAGGAAAGGAGGACCUAUCUUUCGAAGCUUCAUGCCAUUUUGCGUCCAUUCCUUCUAAGGCAGAUGGAGGAUGUAGAAAACAAGGUCCCCCAAAAGAAAAGUGCCACAUGCUACAAGGCUAAAGUUGUUCAGCACCCGAAUGCAAUUGGCGUCAAAUGCUCUAAAAACCAUGCAACGAAAGAAGUCACAAGGACUGGUGUUGAGAGUUGUCAAGAGGUAGCAGCAGAGUAUGUUUCUGAAACAAAUAGGAAAGGUAGUGCUGACAUGCGAUCCAGUCAAUUUUACCUGGAAGGCAAUGAGGUUGUAAAGAGGCAGCGAACAAAUGAUGCGCUUAUCACACCGCUUGGAGAAAGCAAUUCAGCUGUGCAUGCGCAUGUGCAAGUGACCAAGUCAACUUCCUCUGAGCUAAUCUUCAAGGCACUCCAAGACAUACCUGACUUGGCCCGUGCUGAUAUUCUAAGAGCUUACAGUACUCUUACCCGUGAUGAUCGCCAGUUUGAAUCUCUUAUGGUGCUCCCAAUGGACAUGAGGAAGGAUUGGCUGCUCAUGGAGAUUGGAAACAAGUAA
Lolium rigidum is the source of this 1200-nucleotide messenger RNA. Its product is annotated as ATP-dependent DNA helicase DDM1-like. Gene Ontology annotation, molecular function: ATP-dependent chromatin remodeler activity; ATP binding; DNA binding. Lineage: Eukaryota; Viridiplantae; Streptophyta; Magnoliopsida; Poales; Poaceae. The transcript is spliced from 5 exons. The coding region runs from base 1 to 1200 and encodes 399 amino acids. Gene Ontology annotation, cellular component: nucleus. The record is from RefSeq and is a predicted model, not a curated record.